AUGUCACUCUCCUCGCCCGGCACCGAGGCUCUGGCGUCGCUCACGCUUCGCCAUCCUCACCGCCACAAGGGCAGAGCCCGAGCGCGGCGCACUGAACCAUACCCUCCCUCCACGGUCGUCACCGACGGCUCUCGCGAGGCGAGCGACACGCAAUGUGAUCUCCAUGCCAUCAAUGGUAAUCCCCCAACAUUCGACCUGGGGCUUGGAGACCAGACGUGCAAGUACGCUCAGUAA
Molecule: messenger RNA, 234 nt
Organism: Epithele typhae
Lineage: Eukaryota; Fungi; Basidiomycota; Agaricomycetes; Polyporales; Epitheliaceae
Exons: 4
Coding region: 1-234 (77 amino acids)
Source: RefSeq, a predicted model, not a curated record